Molecule: messenger RNA, 2816 nt
Organism: Lolium rigidum
Lineage: Eukaryota; Viridiplantae; Streptophyta; Magnoliopsida; Poales; Poaceae
Exons: 5
Coding region: 1-2682 (893 amino acids)
Source: RefSeq, a predicted model, not a curated record
AUGACGGCGGAGGGCGCCGAGGCGCGGCGGGGCAAGGACGCGCUCAGCCUCAGCGGGGGCCACCUCUGCCACGUCUGCGGCCACCAGUACCCCAACCCCAACCCCAGCGCCAAGCUCCGCCGCUCCCACCGCAAAAACUGCCGCAAGCCCGCCGCCGCCGCUUCCGGGGACCGCAAUGCGGCGGAGGCGCGGCUCGCGCUAGGUGGUGGUGGCGCGGGAGGGCCGGGAUACGGGGAGGACCCUGGCAAUGGCGCGGCCAGCGGGGGCUCCGCGUCGCCCGGAUCUGCGGAAGGAGGCGGCGAUUCGGCGGAGGACAAGGAGCACGACGCAGAUGAAGGCGAUGGAACCAAUUUAGCAAAGCCUUGCACCAAUGGAGUUCAACAUAAAAUUCCUAAAACUUCCAGUGAAAUUGCACCACUUGCAGUUGCACACACAGUUGAACGAGAAGAUAGUUUUGAUGAAUACCAGGAUGCAUCUUCGUUUCUUCAUCAAUCAGAUCCAGAAGAUGGUGCAGCAGUAGCACCUGAGUCAGAUAUUCCCAAGGAAAUCAAGAAUCUGGACAAAGGCUCAAUGGGUACAAGUAUAGCUGCAGAUGUGAUCUCCGUUGAAAUGAAUGGAUUAUGCAAAGAUGAGUUUUCAAAUGGACCAAGCAUGCCUGAUUUUGCUGCUGGUUCCAAAGUUGAAAACAAAGCUGAAUGUUACUUGGGAGUUUUAACUCCUGGAUUGGUUGGGUGUGAAGAUGGCCUAAACCUCCAGAGUACAGUUGAAUGCUCAGGAGACAUCGGCAGCAAUGAUACAGACAGAAAACCUGGUAAGACAUCCGGCUAUUGCGAGUUUAUUGGUGAUUUGGAUUCACCAUCUCUCCAGAAAUGCUCUCCGCUUAUAUCCUACCCAGAAUUGCAAUCGGCAUGUCCCAGGAAGGUGGACAGCCUCUUGAUUGAUGGUAUGGACGCUCUGGAUAGUAUGUCUGAAGUAUCACCAAGAGCAGAAAUAGCAGGAUCAGAUAAUAAUGGAUCUGAAACAAUAUCUAAUUCUGGAACUGACUCUGUGCCGACUCAAGAUGAAUUAAAGGUCAUUCACACUGAAAAUACUUCUGCUGAUUACUCCGUGGAGCACUCUUCACAUAACUUGUCUGUUCAAGAUACAUCAGAUGCUCAGCUGCCAGUUGACAAUUCUUGCCUGUUAAAUUUAACAUGCUGUAAACCUGGUUAUCAGAAUGAUCUUGCUGUUGCUGAAGUCGAUGGCAUGCUCAAGUCCAUCGCUGAACACAACUACAGUAAUGACAUUCUAGUAAAGGGCAGUGAGUUGGAUUCUUCCUGUGCGUUGCCGCCUCAACAAGAUGUUGAGCAAAUUGUUACUGCAGCAGAAGGUAAUACUUCCUUGGAAAAACAUAAUGGGGUCUGUACAGAGGAAGUCUGCAACAGGGAGGGUGACACCGAGGUUCCUACAAAAUAUCAAGUUUCGUCAAGUCAGGAGCAUGUCACUUUACUAAUGGAUCAAAUGUCUUCUAUCAAGAAUCCAUUCAAUCUCGAUGACACCAGGAGUGAGGACUUAUUUGAGCUUUCUUCUGGAAGUUACAAUUUUGAGGAACCAAAUGUUGUUGAAUCAAAGCAGCGUUUUGAAUCUACAACUCAGACAGUUUCCAGCGUUGCUAGUGUUGCUGACCGGCAACACUGCCUGAUCCCAGAUGAUCGUGACAGCAUGCUAGCUGUGUCAAGUGAAAAUGGAUAUGCAGUUGGUGCAGAAGAUGUGUCGGACAGUAGUAGUGCAGAUCGUACGAAGAACAUUGUCUUGCAUGAUGCCUCAAUGAACCAUAGCAAGCAAGGAGGUGAACCACAUACAAAUGGUGCCAGUUGUGUGCCGACUCCAGUACUUCCGACAGAGUUUGGCACAAUGCCUGUUUCUCAAGAGAUCAAUGCACUCAGCACAUAUGUUGGAGCCAUGAUUGAGAUUGAAGACACCGAUGCAAAAGCUAUGACUGCAGUAGAGAGCAUAGAUAACUUUGAAGAAAAGAAACAGACUGAAGAUGCUAGUGCUAAGGAGCUGAAUGCAGUACUGCUUACAAAAAAUGUUGAAGAAGAGAAGCAGGCUGAAGGCAGUGGUGCGAAGGAAUUGAGGGCAGUACAAAGCACAGUAAAUGUUCAUGAAGAGGAUCAGACUGAAGACAGUUGCGCAAAGGGGGUGGACACAGAAUUUAGUAUCAACCAGCAAAUUGAUGGCACCAACAAAGAAGAGAUGUAUGAAGGGCAACAUGUAGAUGAAGCUGAAGAAAACAAGCAGGCUCAAGAAACACGUGCAAAGGAGAUGAACAAAGAUAAUGUUGAAGGGCAGAAGCAGGCUGAAGGCACAUUUCUGGAGGGAAACAAGCCGAAUGAAGAGAUCGCGGCCAUCGGCUCAAGGCUGAAUUCAGCAAGGAUCUCUGUCCCCUUGAAGGUCCUCCUCGCCGAGGCGAGCCUGGAGAGCAAAGAAAAGAAGCCUAGCACAAAGGAGCGGGUCCUGUCGUUCAGGCGGCGAGCAUCAUCAAAGGAGGACGCCUCAUCGGCAAAGCCAGGGUUAGCUGGUUCGGGUGACCUGUACUGGAACUCCCCAGCGAAGCUGCCCCACGAUGGCAACGUUGACAAGAGAUCCAAAGUGAGGAAGCAGCCGUGGAUGCCGUUCAUCUGCUGCCACUCGGUGCACUGAUGCUGCCUUCUUUCAGCUUCACGCUUUUGUAUACGCCAUGCGCAUCUUGUUGAAUCCGUGGCAACUCUUUAGUAUACUUGCGUGAGGACUGGAUAAGCUUUUGUUUUGCAUUGGUCGAUAUUUUCUGCUUGAAC